CGCACCGUUCGCAUCGUUCUGCCUGCGUCGUCGUCGUCCUGCGUUUCGAGCGCGCGCGUCGAAAGAGUGUCGUUUGUGAAUUCAGCUGGUGUUGCGCGGGUGGUGACUUUAUUGGCUGGUGCUGUUGUUGUCAUUCUUCAUGGACUUAGCAUAACUGCUGCUGCUGACCCGGCAGACAUUCUGGACCAUCGACGGUGAAUGUGAAGAUUUUGCUUUAUUUGACGUCAAACAGCUCGGGAGGGAAUAUUUGAGGAAUUUUGUGAAUGAUUGAUCAGUGAAGAUAUCAAAUUUUAAGAUAAGAAAUGUUCCGCUCAACCACACUCGUCCUGCUCACCGCAGUCGUGCAGCACUGCUCGGGCCAGGCCCAGAUCACGGCACUGGACUCGCCACUGUUCGUGGCUCAGUUCCGCAACUUCCGCAACCUGGCGUUCAACUUCAUCGGCACCACCGGCGACAAUGCGAACAAGUUCAAGACCAACUACCGGCAAGGGAAAGUGCAACCCCAGUUUCCAGCGGACGCGCCGUUUUUCUGCAACACGACCGGAAUGCGUAGCCCGACGGUACCGACCUCGGUGGACGCACUCCGGCCGGGCGAUAUCGACGUCGUCGGGGCCAUCGGCGACUCGCUGACGGCCGGGAACGGUGCCAUGGCCACGAACCUGCUGGAGGUGUUUGUCGAGAACAAGGGACUGUCGUGGAGCAUUGGCGGACAGGGCACGUGGCGGCAGUUCCUGACGGUGCCGAACAUACUGAAGGAGUACAACCCGGCCCUGUACGGGUAUCCGAUCAUGGACACGCUUUCGACGCGGAAGGCUUCGCGCUUCAACGCCGCCGAGGCCGGUGGCAUGAGCCAGGAUAUCCCCACUAUGGCAAAGAACCUGGUGAAGCGCAUGCUCUCGGAUCCCAAAGUGGACAUCCAGAACCACUGGAAGCUAAUCACGCUGCUGAUUGGAGGAAACGACUUUUGCUCCAACAUGUGCUAUCUGAACCCACCGGAGAAGGCCCUCAAAUAUCACGAGCAAAAUUUGCUUGCCGUGUUGCGUAUUUUCCGCGAGUAUCUACCACGAACCCUGGUUAACAUCGUCGCCAGUCCAAACGUCGACAUCCUGACCCAGUUCCGGGGCAAGCCGCAAGAGUGCGUCACGCUGCACGUCCUCGAAUGUCCCUGCUUCAUGGCCACGCGGUUCGCAAGCCAGCGCCAGCGGUACAUCAAGAUCAUCGAGCGCUGGAACCGGCUGCAGGAGGACAUUGCCAACCGGACCGAGUUCCACAGCAAGCCGGACUUUAGCGUCGUAGUGCAGCCCUUCAUCAACGAUCUGAGCUUCCCGAAGAAGCCGAACGGGGACACCGACUUUAGCUACAUGUCCUACGACUGCUUCCACCUGAGCCAGAAGGGUUACGCCCGGUCGGCGAACGCCCUCUGGAACAACAUGUUCGAACCGGUCGGACGGAAGGCCCACGACUGGGAGCAGGAAUUUGCGCGCUUCAUCUGUCCCACGCCGGAAAUGCCGUACAUUCGCACCAGGGGUAACAGUUAGGAGGGGGGAAACCUCGGGGCAAUCAAUUAUUUUCAGUGAACAAUCUGUGAUAGAGGUGAAAUGAGAGUGACUUCUAAGCUGCGAAGUUGAAAAGGGGAAUAGGGAGGUCAGGUUAUAAAUGCAAACUUAGUGCAAUAGCAAUCCUAUCAAGAGACUGUCAUUUUGCCGUUUAAAUGUAAGUCAGCUUAGGUCAGUUUAAAGUUAAGGGGGUUCAAUCAUCGACGGCAAACAAUCACGCUUGGGAAAUGUUAGAGCGUACAUUUUCAGUAAAAAGGUAGCUAUUCAUCAAUAAAUUGUUCUUUAAAAAUAAGACUUGGAAUAAAUACUGCUCAAUAAGGUAGGUCAAUAGAAAACUUAUUG
Messenger RNA from Culex quinquefasciatus (southern house mosquito), 1898 nucleotides. Its product is annotated as phospholipase B1, membrane-associated. The coding region runs from base 303 to 1538 and encodes 411 amino acids. The record is from RefSeq and is a predicted model, not a curated record. Gene Ontology annotation, biological process: phospholipid metabolic process. Gene Ontology annotation, molecular function: glycerophospholipase activity. The transcript is spliced from 5 exons. Lineage: Eukaryota; Metazoa; Arthropoda; Insecta; Diptera; Culicidae.